UGACGUCACUUCUGACUAGCUGCUAGAAGUGCUGAGGAUAGAGGAGCAAUAGGGCAGCGCUUUCAGCUUGUCAUCGGAGAUCUGCAGACGGGUGACCAUCAUGAAUUAUGAAAAUCCUCCACCAUAUUCAGGAGUAAAUCCUACAGCUCCUUACCCUCCAUAUGGACAAGGUGGCCCAGGUCCUACUCCGUAUCCUGGUUACCCUCCAGGCCCUGAAGGCUAUCAGCCAGGGCAACCAGGCUAUCAGCCAGGGCAACCAGGCUAUCAACCAGGGCAACCAGGCUAUCAACCAGGGCAGCCCGGCUAUCAAGGGUACCCACAGUAUGGCUGGCAAGGUGGCCAACCCCCUGCACCAGUUUACAUGGAUGCUCCUAAAAAUACAGUAUAUGUUGUAGAGGAGAGAAGGGAUAACUCUGGGGAAGGUGCCUGCCUAACAGCUUGCUGGACUGCCCUUUGUUGCUGCUGCCUUUGGGAUAUGUUGACAUAAUUAUUUAAAGAAGACAGAAUGAGCAAAAAAAAGCCAGAAUGUGCAAUGCCUGUAUGCCAUUUUACUUUUUUCCCUCACUUUGUGUUUUGUUUUAAUGAAAUCAGUUGAUUACAUGUUCUACCCUAUCUUAUUUAAUAAAUUGUAAUUUUGUUUUUCAUAUUGUUGAAUGACUUGUUCACA
Messenger RNA from Nanorana parkeri, 667 nucleotides. RefSeq names its product cysteine rich transmembrane module containing 1 (gene CYSTM1). The record is from RefSeq and is a predicted model, not a curated record. Gene Ontology annotation, cellular component: extracellular exosome. NCBI's taxonomy places the organism in Eukaryota, Metazoa, Chordata, Amphibia, Anura, Dicroglossidae. The transcript has 3 exons. The coding region runs from base 101 to 487 and encodes 128 amino acids.